Emiliania huxleyi CCMP1516 is the source of this 273-nucleotide messenger RNA. RefSeq names its product 3-oxoacid CoA-transferase. The record is from RefSeq and is a predicted model, not a curated record. The annotation marks the transcript as partial. The transcript is spliced from 2 exons. Lineage: Eukaryota; Haptophyta; Isochrysidales; Noelaerhabdaceae. Gene Ontology annotation, molecular function: CoA-transferase activity.
AUGCCGGUGCUUAGAAUUCUUUUGCUUUCUGGCCACGAAGGCAGCCAUCCAACAAUGCGCAAGGUCGUCGGCUCUGCGAGCGAGGCGGUUGCCGACGUGCCGGCCGGCGCCACACUGCUGGUGGGCGGCUUUGGCCUCUCCGGCGUGCCGGAGAACUUGAUAACUGCGCUGCGCGACCGCGCUUGCGGUGGACUCACCGUCGUCAGCUCCAACGUGGGCACGAGUGAGCGCGGGCUCGGGCUGCUCUUCCAGACAAGGCAGAUCGCAAAGGUG